Messenger RNA from Solea solea (common sole), 1777 nucleotides. It is a transcript of the gene tymp, whose product is annotated as thymidine phosphorylase. The coding region runs from base 112 to 1455 and encodes 447 amino acids. Gene Ontology annotation, molecular function: 1,4-alpha-oligoglucan phosphorylase activity; pyrimidine-nucleoside phosphorylase activity. Gene Ontology annotation, biological process: pyrimidine nucleobase metabolic process; pyrimidine nucleoside metabolic process. The record is from RefSeq and is a predicted model, not a curated record. Gene Ontology annotation, cellular component: cytosol. Lineage: Eukaryota; Metazoa; Chordata; Actinopteri; Pleuronectiformes; Soleidae. The transcript is spliced from 10 exons.
UCGCAUGGUUACAGUCUCCUCCCUGCUCUCCUAUUGGCCGAUCAUCUGGACAAGAAGGGCUGAUCUUGUUCUGACGCCUCUGACAAACUGAAGACAACCAGCUGGGUCAACAUGUCGUCGAUACCAGAUCUGAUCAAGAAGAAGAGAGACGGAGAAACGCUGAGCGACGACGACGUCAGAGCGUUCGUUAACGCCGUCACCAGCAAACUCAUCCAGGACGCUCAGACAGGCGCGAUGCUGAUGGCCAUUUGGCAGAAGGGGAUGGUCGUCGCGGAAACCGCGGCCCUGACCAGAGAGAUGAUGCUAUCGGGAGAAGUGAUGUCAUGGCCAAAGGAGUGGGCGGGGCUAAUGGUCGACAAACACUCAACAGGUGGAGUGGGCGAUAAAGUUAGCCUGGUGCUAGCGCCUGCGCUAGCCGCCUGUGGCUGCAAGGUGCCAAUGAUCAGUGGGCGGGGCUUAGCCCACACUGGAGGAACUCUGGACAAACUGGAGUCGAUUCCUGGAUUCGACAUCCAUCAGUCGACGGAGCAGAUCCACAAGAUCCUGGACUCGGUCGGCUGCUGCAUCGUGGGCCAAACCGAGAUGUUGGUUCCUGCCGAUCGCGUUCUGUACUCGUUGCGUGACGCAACCAGCACCGUGGAUAGUUUGCCGCUCAUCACAGGUUCCAUCAUCUCAAAGAAAGGAGCCGAGUCUCUGGCGGCUCUGGUUCUGGACGUGAAGUUCGGAAAAGCGGCGCUGUACAAGGAUCUGGAGAGUGCGAAAGAACUCGCACAGUCAAUGGUGAACGCUGGGAACGGUUUGGGGAUCCGUACGGGGGCGGUGCUUAGCAAUAUGGACACUGUGAUUGGCCGAUGUGUGGGAAACAGUCUGGAAGUGAUCGAGUCUCUGGAGACGCUGAAAGGAAAUGGACCCGACGACCUCAUGGAGCUGGUGACCACUCUGGGGGGCAUCCUGCUCAUGAUGACCAACAUCGCGCCCGACCUAUCGGAAGGCAGGAAGCGGGUUGCCAACGCCGUGGCCAGCGGCGCGGCUCUGCUCAGGUUCCAGGCAAUGAUGGAGGCUCAGGGCGUUGCCAAAGAGACAGCGAGGUCGCUAUGCUCCGCCCAAACCGAUUACUUCACCGUCCUGAGGAAAUCGGAGCAUCAGACGGAACUGACGACGUCUGCAGGCGGUGUCGUCACAGACAUCGAUGGUCUGUUUCUGGCUCAGGUUCUUCAUAAAUUGGGGGCGGGGCGAUCAAAGGUCGGUGAGCCUAUCAAUCACAGCGUGGGGGCGGAGCUUCUGGUGUCCCUGGGUCAGAAGGUUCAGAAAGGCACCCCCUGGCUGCGGCUCCAUUACGAGGCUCCGCCUCCAACUCCAGACCAGAUGAGUGGACUUCAGAGCGCGGUGACUGUGAUGACAAACACUCACACACUGACACACACGCUCGUCCAUGAGCUGCUGCUGCCAAACUAAAGUAAUGGGUUAACUUAAAAUAAUGAACCUUUAUUACCCAUCAUUAUGAUUAUUAAUGCAAAGUUUUUAAUUUUUAUACUACUUAACUAAUAUUUUAAUACUAACAUUAAUAACUUGUUAAUUACAGCUUAUUUAUCUUUUAUUAACGUUCUAAAUUUAAUUUUAAAGCAUUUUUGUGUUUUAAUUAACAAAAACAAACAUGAAUUUAAAUGAAUGUGGUUAUUUUUCUUUACCUCUGAAGGUGAAAAGCAUCAUGGGAAAAUGUCAAAAUAAGCCACUGACUGUUUUUAAUGUAACAAGAUAAAGGUACUACUUAAAAUGU